Staurois parvus is the source of this 445-nucleotide messenger RNA. The record is from the annotation of a GenBank genome assembly. Lineage: Eukaryota; Metazoa; Chordata; Amphibia; Anura; Ranidae.
GUGUCCCUUGGACACAGCAGAUCACCGAUCAACGGAAAGAGCCGAAGAUGUUGGCUCAGUCAUGGGACAUGUACACAGAUCAUCAGAGCACUCAGAGCCCUGAUGAUCUGUGUAGCCCCAGCAGUGCCACCUGUCAGUGUUCAUCAGUGCCAGCUGUCAGUGCUCAUCCAUGCCACCUGCCAGUGCCCAUCAGUACCACAUCAGUGCCACAUUUCAGUGCCCAUCAAUGCCACAUCAAUGCCACAUAUUAGUGCCCAUCUGAGCUGCCUUUCAGAGUCACCCAUCAGUGCCAGUCAGUGCCACCUAUCAGUGCUGCCCAUCAGUGCCACCAUCAGUGCCGCCUAUCAGUGCCAGUCAGUGUCAGUGCCAGUCAGUGCCGCCUAUCGGUGUACAUCAGUGCUGCCUAGCAGUGCCACCUAACAGUGCAGUGCCGCCUAUCAGUGCC